This is a messenger RNA of Diospyros lotus (date-plum), 2899 nucleotides long. RefSeq names its product probable GTP diphosphokinase CRSH, chloroplastic. The coding region runs from base 218 to 1903 and encodes 561 amino acids. Lineage: Eukaryota; Viridiplantae; Streptophyta; Magnoliopsida; Ericales; Ebenaceae. The transcript has 4 exons. Gene Ontology annotation, biological process: guanosine tetraphosphate metabolic process. Gene Ontology annotation, molecular function: calcium ion binding. The record is from RefSeq and is a predicted model, not a curated record.
AUGAGCAAGGCUUGUAUUUGGGAGGGAGGCCGUACCUUGUUGAAUCACUCACUGAUCACAAGUUAUUCAUUGAUGGGCAUGGAAUUAGAAUUGUUUCAGAAAAUCCAAAUAAGACAGAUUUGCUAAAUAGCUCGGCUUCGCAGAAGGGAGACGCUCAGGAACGAACGAUCCAUCGAUGAUCCAUCCCUCUUAUAGAGAGCUUCUGGAGUGAGUGAUAAUGGAGUUUCACUAUGUUCACUGCCCAAGUACUCUUCCCGAAAUUAGGGCUUUCACAUGUCCUUCCCUCUCGUUACCAUUCCCAACGGUUAUCCGGCGGCAGCGCCGGCGGCCCGGCAGCGUCAGCUUGUCCGCAGCGGGAACAUCGUCCCCGACGACGGCGCUGGAGCAGCCGGGGGGGAAGAUGGUGGUGGAACUGGUAGGGGCAUUCAACGAGCUGGCGGAGAGAAUGAAGAAGAGCAAGGCGGCGGCGGCGGCGGCGCUGUCGACAAGCUCUUCCCACAUACUCUUCAAGUCUCUGAAGCUGUCCAUCCCCAUUCUCCGGUCCCUCCCACUCGCUCCCGAUGGCCGCUCUUCUCUCUCCAGGGCUUUAUCUCUCGCUCUCCUCCUCGCCGAUCUUCAGAUGGAUGCAGAAGUUAUUUCGGCUGGUAUACUGAAAGAAGUUUUGGAAGCAGGUGCUAUAUCCAUACUUGAAGUGAGAAAUCGGAUAGGUACUGGUACUGCUCAUCUACUACAUGAAAGUUACCGUGUGAAAAACAUUUCAGCAAAAGUUGAUGUUUUGGAUGAUGAUACUGCUGCUGCGUUAAGGAAGUUUUGCUUGACAUACUAUGAUGCCAGGGCUGUGAUUCUAGACCUUGCUUUCAAGCUGGACACUAUGAGACAUCUGGAUUACCUCCCAAGGUAUCAACAGCAACUGCUUUCACUUGAGGUUAUGAAGAUACAUGCACCUCUAGCUCAUGCUGUCGGAACCAACUCUUUAUCCCUGGAGCUGGAAGACCUCUCAUUCCGAUACUUAUUUCCUUACUCAUACCUUUAUGUUGAUACAUGGUUAAGAAGUCAUGAAACAGGAAAUAAACCCCUAAUAGAUAUGUACAAGGAAUGUUUGCUUCAAUCUUUAAAAUCCGAUCCCUUGUUGGCAGAUAUGGUUGAUGAUAUCUCAGUCAAAGGUCGGUAUAAAAGUCGUUAUAGCACCAUGAAGAAACUCUUAAAAGAUGGUCGCAAGCCUGAAGAAGUAAAUGAUAUAUUAGGACUGAGAAUUAUACUGCAUCCAACUUCUGGGGAAAAUAUGUCUGAAGUGGGUAAGAAAGCAUGUUAUAGGACACGUGAAAUCAUCCAGUCUUUGUGGAAGGAGAUACCGAAAAGGUCAAAAGACUAUAUUGCCCAGCCCAAAGCAAAUGGGUACCAGAGUUUGCAUAUGGCAGUUGAUGUUAGUGACAAUGGCAGGAGUAGACCACUAAUGGAAAUACAAAUACGGACAAUAGAGAUGGAUAUGCUGGCUUCUGGUGGAAUGGCGUCUCAUUCGUUGUACAAGGGUGGCCUUACUGAUCCAGAAGAGGCAAAGCGGCUUAAGGCUAUUAUGAUGGCUGCAGCUGAACUUGCAGCAGUGCGCCUUAAAGAUCUUCCUUCCCCAAAUCAUAGAAGCAUUGAUCACAGAGAUAGAGUAUUCCGUCUCCUUGACAAGAAUGGAGAUGGUAAGAUCAGCAUCGAGGAACUUAUGGAAGUGAUGGAAGAACUUGGUGCCAGUGGGGAAGAUGCAAGGGAGAUGAUGCAACUCCUUGAUUCAAACAGUGAUGGUUCUUUGAGCUCAGAUGAGUUUGAAAUGUUCCAAAAUCAGGUUGUGCUGAUGCGUAGCUUAGAGGAUAGAGAUGAUGAAUACAAGAAGAGCUUGGAGACAGCCUUACGGUGAACUAGUCAGUCAUCUUCGCAUCUAACCAGACCACCCACCUAAUUGGUCUAGCUCGUGUAAUGAGUGUAAAUCUAUUUGAUUCUGUUUGGUUUAUCAGACAAUAAAUCAUUGGAUUUGUAUAUCCACAGAAGAAUGUGUAGUCGUGCUGAAAAAAGAGGAUAGAGAUAAACAACACUGGAAAAGUAGUUAGUUACAUUAUCAGUGACUUGUUUGUUUCAAUAUAAUAAUCAUGAGCCUAAUUGAUACAACCUUAAAAGAAGCCCAUAGAAAACGAGCCGAAAGAAGAAACCAACAACCUUAUCUAUACAUACAGGGACCGAUGGCAUGGAAGAAGAGUCUGAAUCAAAUUAGGCUUUCUAGGUCGAGCCCCCACCCCCCUUUACUGACAGACUGCAAUUUCGAGUGUAAUUCCGGGACAUGGACUGCUGAUCAAGAAACACGACUAUUACUGUAAUGUCGUCGUGGAAAUGUCUCCUCACCCCUCUCUGGAUCUUCUUCAGGUCUGAGUAUCUCAUUUCUCUCUUCUUCGCCGCCUCCUGCAUGGCAGCUUUAACAAGCCUCCUGGCAAUGCCCUGCAUAAAAUGCGCAGGAUUUCAGUUCAGUUCAACUCAACUUAGGUGUUGACCCGAAUCCAAUCCAUACUGCUGAGAUGAGAAGAAAGAGGGGAAAACUUACAAUCCGCGGAGAGUUGUUAACAAUAUCCACAGCCUCCUCGUUGCUAAGUUGCUCCCAAAGACCAUCCGAUGCAAAUAUGAGAAACCGAUCCUCGGGAUUGAGUUUGUGUACGAAGAUUGAAGGCUCUGGACUAAGGAUUGGCUUAGGGAAGGGCUCGGGCAAUCUGAACUUUGCCAGUAGUGGUUCUUUGUUGAACUCUGCCUUCUUUAGGUAGGCAUCACCAAUGGAUCUGGAAACCUGUAAGGCGACAAAUAAAAGGGGCAUCACCAGCCGCAUACAUUGCUCGUUAGUUAGUCUAAUAGAGGUCUUAAUUGUAUUGCU